CAAUUCAUAAACGGAGCAACCAAAAAAAAAAAAAAAAAGACGUAACGCAUAUAUUGCAGAAGACACAGUGACAGUGUUUGGAAGAUGAGAAAGUGAACGAGAAAAACAGAAGAUGGCAGCAAUUCAGAGGAAAAAGCUCAGAGCUUGUCGCAGAGCCACAGAGAAAUUGGACUUCUUCGAUGGAUUGCCGGACGAUCUCGUCGUUUGCAUUCUCGGCAAGCUCAGCGCCUCCGCUUCUUCUCCCUCCGAUUUCGUCAGCAUUCUCCUCACAUGCAAAAGAUUCCACCGGUUAGGUCUCCAUCCUUUGGUGCUAUCCAAAGCGAGUCGAGAAACGUUUGCGAUUAGAGCCGCGAACUGGUCGGAUUCCGCUCACCGGUUUCUGAAACAGUCCGCCGGCGCCGGCAACGUCGAGGCCUGUUACACUCUCGGAAUGAUCCGAUUUUACUGCUUACAAAACCGAGGGAGCGGAGCGUCGCUGAUGGCGAAGGCGGCAAUUAAGUCGCACGCGCCGGCGUUGUACUCGCUCGCGGUGAUCCAGUUCAACGGCAGCGGAGCUUCAAAGGGCGACAAGGACCUAUGCGCCGGCGUCUCGUUGUGCGCACGCGCCGCCUUCCUCGGCCACGUGGACGCCCUCCGCGAGCUCGGCCACUGCCUCCAAGACGGCUACGGCGUCCGGAAGAACGUCGCCGAAGGGCGGCGCCUCCUCGUCCAGGCGAACGCGCGCGAGCUCGUGGCGGGGCUCCGGUCGAUGACGUGGCAGCCACAGCUCCACCGGCUCUGCUCUUCCACUACAACGACGUCGUUUUGCUGCCCUCUGCUGAGCGACUUCGGGUGCCCCGUUCCGGUUCCCGAGGUCCAUCCGGCGAACCGGUUCUUGAGGGAGUGGUUUGGGCUUGGCCGGGGAGGUUUGGGCCAUAAGUUGAGGCUGUGCGCGCACGGCGGCUGCGGGAGGCCCGAAACGAGGCCUCACGAGUUUCGGAGGUGUUCGGUUUGUGGGAAGGUGAAUUACUGCUCCCGUGGGUGUCAAGCGCUUGACUGGAAGGUGAGGCAUAAGGGCGAAUGCAGUCCCGGCGAGCAGCGGUGGCUGGAGGAGGACGGCGGCGGAGAGAUUGGUGGCGGCGGUGGGAUGGAGAUGGUGGAGGGUGAGGAUGAUGGUGAGAACGUGAUUAUUGGAUAAUGGGAAAUUGAAUUUGCUGUCUUUUAUUUAUUUUUUAUUAUGGGGUAAGAGAUUUUGUUGGGGUUCGGCAGUGCCGUUUUGGUUUCUGUCUGUACAGGUGGGGAAAUGCUUUUGGGAAAUUAAUUGUGUAUGCAUGGAGGCAUUGGCAAAAUUUGGGUUUACAUUUUUCUAACCAAAUUUGGUGUUGCUAAUUAUCCUCAUUAAUUUUCAGUCGGUCACAAAUUUAUUUCUGUAUGUAAAUUAUUGAUUUUAUCAAAUUUUAACCAAUAACACAUUCAUGUUUCU
Morus notabilis is the source of this 1462-nucleotide messenger RNA. RefSeq names its product F-box protein At5g50450. Gene Ontology annotation, molecular function: protein binding. The transcript has 3 exons. The coding region runs from base 113 to 1177 and encodes 354 amino acids. NCBI's taxonomy places the organism in Eukaryota, Viridiplantae, Streptophyta, Magnoliopsida, Rosales, Moraceae. The record is from RefSeq and is a predicted model, not a curated record.